CUGCGCGCGCUGCGCCUGGGCCACAACCGGCUGGACGCCCUGGGGCGCCACGUCUUCGCCAACGCCAGCAGCCUGACGCUGCUGGACCUGUCCUCCAACGCGCUGCGCGCGCUGGGGCGCCACGACCUGGACGGGCUCGGGGCGCUGGAGCGGCUGCUGCUCUUCAACAACUGCCUGGUGCACCUGGACGCGCGCAGCUUCCACGGCCUGCCCGCGCUGCGCCACCUGUACCUGGGCUCCAACGAGCUCGCCUCCUUUUCCUUCGAUCACCUGCACGGCCUGGGCCCCGCGCACCUGCGCACGCUGGACCUGUCCUCCAACCAGCUGGGGCCGCUCUCGGUGCGCGAGCUGGCGGCCCUGCCCACCUUCCUCAAGAACGGCCUCUACCUGCACGACAACCCGCUGCCCUGCGACUGCCGCCUCUACCACCUGCUGCGGCGCUGGCGCCAGCGCGGCCUGGGCGCCGUGCGCGACUUUGCCCGCCAGUACACCUGCCUGGCCUUCCCCGUGCCCGGCUCCCAAGUGCGCUUCUUUGAGCACAGCCGCGUCUUCGAGAACUGCUCGGCGGCCUCGGUUCCCAACCUGGAGCAGCCGGAAGAGCAGCUGGACACGCAGGUGGGUCGGCCCCUGAGGCUUUACUGCAACACCAGCGCCCCGGCCGUGCGCAUUGCCUGGGUGUCGCCCCAGAAUGAGCUGCUCGUGGCUCCGGGAUCUCGCGAUGGCAGCAUCGUGGUGCUGGCCGACGGCAGCUUAGCCAUCGCCAAAGUACAGCAGCGGCACGCGGGGGUCUUCGUGUGCCUGGCCAGCGGGCCCCACCUGCACCACAACCAGACGCUGGAGUACAACGUGAGCGUGCACUUCCCCCGCCCCGAGCCCGAGGCUUUCAACACCGGCUUCACCACCCUGCUCGGCUGUGCUGUGGGCCUGGUGCUGGUGCUCCUCUACUUGUUUGCGCCGCCCUGCAGGGCUUGCGGCCGCUGCUGCCACGCCUGCCGCCGCCGCUGGCCGCGCACACCCAGCCCGCUCCAGGAGCUGAGCGCCCAGUCCUCCAUGCUCAGCACCACGCCGCCAGACGCACCCAGCCGGAAGGCCAGUGUCCACAAACAUGUGGUCUUCCUGGAACCCAGCCGGAGAGGCCUCAAUGGGCGUGUGCAGCUGGCAGUGGCCGAGGACUUCGAUCUCUGCAACACUGUGGACCUGCCCCUCAAGGCUGGCUCCGAGACGGCCAGCUCCACAGGCUCAGAGGGUCUCAUGAUGACUCAGUCGGCCUGAGGCCCCCUGGCCCCGCCCAUAGCCCUCCUGCUACUUGCCUUCCUCCCUAGUCCAGAGCCUUGCCAGGUGCUGGUGGCGAAGCCCUACAAGCCUGCUCCUUAUUAUAGGCCUUAACCUCAGUCAACCCACUGGUAAUGGGGUUGGGGUCCCCAACUUGCCUCCUGCUCUGCCUAGCACGAGACCUCAAGGCCCACAGCUUAGCAUAGGGCCCACUAGUGCCUGCUUUCUCUUAGGACCUCCUCGGGCUUAGGUGUGGGGUGAGGGCUGGGGAAUAAGCAUUUCUCCUAAGAGCCCCGGGACCGCCAUCUUCAGGCGGAAGCAGAUGUCAAGGAAUGGAAUCACAUUACCUUCUCCAACCAUGUCCCAGAGGGUAGGAGAAAAGGAGGAGGGCUCAAAAUCCACACCCUCCCCAGGUGGAAGGAGAAAACAAGCCCGCCCUCUAGUGAACGAGCCCCGUCUGCAGUCUGCAAGCACAAUGCUUCACGUUCAGGCUGGUGGGCAAGCAUGAGUCAGGGACACUUCCAAGAGACCCCUGGGGGAUCCAGCCUUAGCCUGAACCGGGGGGACUCUGCUC
Molecule: messenger RNA, 1846 nt
Organism: Dipodomys ordii (Ord's kangaroo rat)
Lineage: Eukaryota; Metazoa; Chordata; Mammalia; Rodentia; Heteromyidae
Gene: Amigo3
Product: adhesion molecule with Ig-like domain 3
Exons: 1
Molecular function (GO): protein binding
Source: RefSeq, a predicted model, not a curated record